AUGGCUAUGCGCAACGUUGGUGUGAAGACUAGCCAAAUCAUGGACUAUAUGGUAAAUCAAUCCGAGUCUUAUGAGAAUGUUGGUUUCAUCCGUACGGAUCUGCACAACCAUAUUCAAGCCGAACGUAGAGCGGAAGUUGAGGAUGAUUUGAAAUCGCGGGCCGACUACGCAAAGUUUGGUGAUGUGUUGAUAUUUGACGUAACUUACCGAACCAAUGCAUACAAGAAACGUUUUGUCAUGUUGGCUGGUGUGACUAGCCACUUUAGGACCACGAUAUUUACAUGUGUUUUGCUAGCUAAUGAGAUAAUUGAUACAUACACAUGGGUUUUGGAAACAUUUAUGGAGGCGAUGGGCAAUAAAGCACCUGUGUCCAUACUGACAGAUGGGGAUAAGGCGAUGCCAGAGGCAAUCAGAAGAGUAUUUCCAGACGUAAGACAUCGAUUAUGUAAUUGGCAUCUUGGGAAAAAUACUGUUUCAAAUGUUCACGAAAGUGGCUUUGCAUAUGCUUUCAAGCAGUGCAUGGACAUGGAAACGGAUAAGACAAAGUUUGAGCAUGGCUGGACGACAAUGGUCAAAAAAUUUGGACUUCAAACCAACAGUUGGGUGUUGGAGACAUAUGAGAAGCGUCAUAUGUGGGCUGAGGCAUAUAUGCGUGGACAUUUCUUUGUUAGGAUAAAGAGCACUCAGCGCUCGGAGAGUAUGAAUGCUUAUUUCAAUCCCUUUCUUUAA
This is a messenger RNA of Camellia sinensis, 729 nucleotides long. NCBI's taxonomy places the organism in Eukaryota, Viridiplantae, Streptophyta, Magnoliopsida, Ericales, Theaceae. The record is from RefSeq and is a predicted model, not a curated record.